GCUUCCGCCGCCUUUACCUCUCGCAACUACUGCCGGACGACACUCUGUCAACAAUUUGAACCGACAGAGGUCGUCCAUGAUCUUGUGAUCUCCCAAAGACUUCCACUGUAACAUGGUGCCUAGCAUUGUCCAAUCUGACGACAUGGAUCAAAUGGAAAUCCCCUUUCCAGCACAUCGUGAGCGCCAGGAAGGCUCUCCUCCUCCCUUUCAAGAUCCUCUGGCUCUUCUUCGCAGUCUUCCUGAACCUCCGCUGGAAUGUCAAGUAUGUGUUGUUGGCGCAGGACCUGCCGGUCUAAUGUUGGCCGCAAACCUGACCAGAUUUGGCAUCAACGUUGAGGUAAUCGAUGAUCGAGCCGAUCAGACGCCCGUGGGAAGAGCCGAUGGCCUUCAGCCAAAGACGAUCGAAACCUUCCGACAAAUGCGACUAUCAGAUACUUUACUAAAACAAGGUGUUCGUGUCUUCGAUAUCGCAUUCUGGCGUAGCACCGCGGACGAACCUCUUCGUCGACUUGGUCGCGAAGUCCAUUAUCCCCCUAUUAUCGAUGUUCUCGACCCCUAUAUUCUUCUAGUCCAUCAAGGUAUGGUCGAAGGGCUGUUUCUUGAGGAUAUGAAAAAGCGUGGCAAGGAGGUCCGUCGAAACAUGGCUUUUGAGUCGUACAGCGUCCCCGACAACAAGACUGGUCCCCUCCAAGUCAACUGCCGUGCCAAUGUCAAUCAAGACAAGCGUUCGGUUCUGACUCAAUACCUGAUUGGAUGUGACGGUGCACACUCCAAGGUUCGCAAGAGUAUCCCCGAUGUCAAGGCUGUCGGCAUGUCUCAGGCUGCCAUUUGGGGCGUUCUCGAUGGCGAACUGAUUACCGACUUCCCCGAUAUUUGGUCAAAGACGCUCGUCUACUCACAAGAGCACGGUUCCAUUCUCAUCAUUCCUCGAGAGAGGAAUAUGACUCGUUUCUAUAUUGAGCUGAAGGCUGGUGCCAAAUUUGAUCGCCGCGAUCUGGGUCAGGAGUUCAUGAUGAAGCGCGCGAAGAAGAUCAUGGCGCCGUUCCGCUUGGACUGGAAGUACGUUGAGUGGUUCGGCCGGUAUCAGGUUGGUCAGAGGGUUGCUAGUCGCUUCACUGAUGGCCACCUGAGGGCGUUCCUGGCUGGUGAUGCCAGCCACACCCACUCUCCCAAGUCAGCACAGGGUAUGAACACCUCAAUGCACGACUCGUGGAAUUUGUCGUGGAAGUUGAACCUUGCGGUUCGAGGCUUGGCCAAGCCAAAUCUUCUCGAGAGUUACGAGGAAGAGCGACGCAAGAUUGCCCUGGACUUGGUUAACUUUGACUAUGAGCAUGCGAACCAAAUUGCUGGUGGCGACGCCAUUGCACUCGCUGAGAACUUCAGGACCAACGUCCGUUUCAUUUCCGGGAUUGGUGCUGAAUAUGGUGAGAAUGCCAUCAACAGACCAGGAAUUGGAAACAACCAUUUUGUAAUGGGAGACGCCAAGCCAGGUUGCCUUCUGCCUCCCGCCAAGGUGACUCGAUAUAUCGACUCCAACCCUGUGGAUAUCCAGCUUGACAUUCCUAUGCUCGGCCAGUUCCGAAUCUACCUUCUUAUGUGGGAUGUUCAACAAUCAGCACCGUUUCUGCAGACUUUCUGCCAUGCUAUUGCAGGUACAGACUCCUUUAUUAGCCGUCUAUCUGCUGCAGCUAGCGCUUCUUAUGCUUCUCAGCCCCGAGCACCAGCUCCUGAGGAUGUUUAUUCCCGACCUGAGCGAUACACCGUUGUCAGCCACCUCUUUACUUUUGGUCUUAUCACCACCAUGCCCAAGACGGAAAUUGAAAUCUCAGAUCUCCCACCUCUUCUGCAAGACAGCCGUUGGACCUUCUACCUCGACGACAUUCCCGAUCAGGACACCCGUGGCUCCCUGUGCACUAACAAAUGGCUCGGCAGCCUGGGACCUGGCGAGGUAGCCAUCGUCAAUGUUCGUCCCGAUGGUUAUGUCGGCUCGAUAGGUCGCUGGGACUCAAGCCUUGAUGAGUCUGGUGUUCAGGCAGCUCGAUGGCUCGAUGAAUAUUAUGACGGAUUCAUGAAAAUUCCAACGCAGUAAGCUCGGAAGGGAUCAUGAGUUAAUAUAGAGGACCAGCCAAAGCCCACGCAACCCUUAGACUCGCCCGUACUCUAUCUGAAAUUCUUCGAGAGCCAUCUAAGGGACAAGAGAUCCCCAUGCACAUUGGCAUUUUCGAAUUCUUAUAUCCAGGAGUACGGAGUUGUUGACAAUAUUUUAUCAUCCUUGAUGCAAACUCCUACAGUGCCCAGCUUGGGCCUGCAUCAUCAUUGAAAAGAACUAAGCAGGACGGGCCAAUGUGGCCCGAUCAACCACCACUCACAGAAGGAGGAGGGACCAGGAAGGCAUAUUUAGAGACGGACGUUAUUAUGGGCAAUAGAAGAGGGCCACCAACACAGUAAGAUCGAUCGCCAGAUGGGCGUAAUCUUGCUCAUAUCACGACACGCUUGGUAGUUAGUCACUACUCAUAGCAUGGAAUCUAUUUUAUUUAUCAACCUGCAUCAUUGUUCAUUAUCA
Messenger RNA from Fusarium oxysporum Fo47, 2563 nucleotides. Its product is annotated as FAD binding domain-containing protein. Gene Ontology annotation, molecular function: FAD binding. The record is from RefSeq and is a predicted model, not a curated record. The transcript has 4 exons. Bases 113 to 2089 code for a protein of 658 amino acids. NCBI's taxonomy places the organism in Eukaryota, Fungi, Ascomycota, Sordariomycetes, Hypocreales, Nectriaceae.